Molecule: messenger RNA, 3017 nt
Organism: Panonychus citri (citrus red mite)
Lineage: Eukaryota; Metazoa; Arthropoda; Arachnida; Trombidiformes; Tetranychidae
Product: serine/threonine-protein kinase PAK 2-like
Exons: 5
Coding region: 397-2103 (568 amino acids)
Biological process (GO): regulation of MAPK cascade; intracellular signal transduction; protein phosphorylation
Cellular component (GO): cytoplasm
Molecular function (GO): ATP binding; protein serine/threonine kinase activity
Source: RefSeq, a predicted model, not a curated record
AAUCUGUUUAAUUACAACAAAGUAAACAAGCAAAUUGAAUGAAACUGAAAACGAGUUAACAACUUAAUUGGUUGUUUUCAAAUUCUCAUUGAAAUUUGUUGAUAAUUAAGUAAUUAUUUCUUCCAAUUUCUCAUUAACAAACUCUAAUUCCUUACCUGUUCCUCUUCUUGUGUCCAUCAUCAUCACCUGAGAGCUUCAAGUGAAACAAAAGUGAACAUUUCAUGAGAUUUUGUGUGAAAACCCGCUACAUACCAAGGCCUUAAUUCUCAAGUAUUUUCUAGUGUUUUUUGUUUUGCUUUUCACUUUUUUAUCUCCGCUUGUGAGUCGAUUGGAAUUUUGUUUUUCUCUUUUGUCUCUUCAAACCAAAAGUCAACAGAAUUGUAAACCUCUUGAACCAUGAAUUCGUUCCUAAGUAAAUUAAACCCACGAAGUGGAAAGAAAAAAGGAUCAACCUCGCCAAUAUCAAGCUCUGGACGUGCUUCUGAUAUCGGUCAGCCUUUUGAAGUCAAACAUCAUAUUCAUUGUAAUGUGAAUCAACAAACUGGUCAAAUUGAAGGUUUACCUUUGGCUUGGGUCAAACUACUGGAGGCGAGUAACAUAACCAACAGUGAGCAACAUGAGAAUCCUAAAGUUGUCAUCGAUGUGCUCAAGUACUACACCCAUUCAAUUAAGAAGAAGGCGAACCAGGGAAAGUACAUCGCCACCCAAGAGACUAUUGAUGAAGAUAUAAGGGAGAUUGAGAGAGAAGACAGAGAAUGGGGACCAACUAAAGAAUAUCAUGGAUCAUUCAAAUCGAGCCAAGAAGAUUUGAUUCAGGAGAAUGAGAAUGAGAAUGAAAGUGAGAAAGUUGAGACCACCAAUGAACUGAACAAACAAGAGGUUUCAUAUCCCGAUAUUGUGGUUAAUCACGUUGACGACGAGAGUACAAAUCUGGUUAAAAAGGACAAUCAACAGAUAAUAAAUGACAUAACCAAAGAUUUGGAUAAAGUUAUAGUUCAAGCUGAAGGACUUUUAUCCAAUUUUGAAGCGAAACGGAAAGAAGCUGAGAAAGAGAGAGAUGCCAAAUUAGAUGCAAGUGAGAACGAUAAACUUGUACAGCAUCAACAACAAGGUCACCAUCAUCCUAAUCAAAUUAAUCAACACAAUCAUCAGCCACAACCAAUUCAAAAGCCUCCAGUGCCUCAAUUGAGGAGGAAACGAGGACCAAAAGUUGAGAUGACAGAUGAAGAGGUGAUGCAAGCUCUUCACGCGAUUGUUAAUCCUAAUGAUCCUAAAGAAAGGUAUCAAUUACUCAAGAAAAUUGGAUUUGGUGCAUCGGGAACAGUUUAUACGGCCAACGACAGAGAUACAAAUACUAAAGUUGCAAUAAAAACCAUGGAUUUGACGAAGCAAUCGAAGAAGGAGCUUAUCAUCACCGAGAUCAAAGUUAUGAGUGAGAAUACACAUCCCAAUUUAGUGAAUUACUUGGAUAGUUAUCUAGUUGGUAAUGAUCUUUGGGUGGUUAUGGAUUAUCUUGAAGGUGGAGCCUUAACUGAUGUUGUAACCGAGACCGAAAUGUCAGAAGGCCAAAUGGCCGCGAUUUGUCGUGAAACUCUUCAAGCCGUCGCUUUUCUUCAUUCCAAGGGGAUUAUCCAUAGAGACAUUAAAAGUGAUAAUGUUCUUCUUGGAAUGGAUGGAUCAAUCAAAGUGACAGAUUUCGGUUUUUGUGCUCAAGUUUCACCCGACGAGAAACGUCAAACUAUGGUCGGUACUCCUUAUUGGAUGGCCCCUGAAGUCGUGAAUCGCAAACAAUAUGGGAAGAAGAUCGAUAUCUGGAGUUUAGGAAUAAUGGUCAUCGAAAUGGUCGAAGGGGAACCUCCUUAUAUCAAUGAGAAUCCAAUUCGUGCUCUUUAUCUGAUUGCUGUUCAUGGAAAACCUGAGAUUAGGAAUAAAGAGAAAUUGUCUCCACAAUUACAAGACUUUUUAGACCGUUGUCUAGAAGUGGAUAUGGAUAAACGAGCUUCCGCUUUGGAACUGUUGAAACAUCCUUUUCUGGAUAAAGCAGACAACUUGAAAACUUUAGUUCCAUUGAUCAAAGCGGCGAAAAAGGUUCUUAAAAAGUGAAAGUAUCAAAACAUACACGAUAUUUGAUAAAGAAAACCAUUUGGAAGGAGAAACAAUGAUAAUCAACACGAUUAACUUAAUGUGUAAAUGCCAACUUCUAAUUAACUAACUCAAACCAGCGAAAUUCACAUCAAGUUGAUACUCUUCAGAUUGGUGAUCAUCUAAAUUAAGAGGAUUGUCACCGGUGCUGUUUUUGUUACUAAAAAUAAUUACAUGAUGAUUAUGAUGCUCAAAUGUUUAGCUAAAUGCUGAAAGUAAAUCGCCCAAAGAUGGAUCCAUCUAAAAGCAGCCAUUUUGCUGGGAUAAGACCGCAAUUAUAAGUUGAUCCUUUUAUCUUGGUCUUUACCUUCAAAUUGAAACAAAACGGAAUCAAACUAACAAAUGACUUAUUUUAUUCAAAAUCUUAAUUGUGUUAAUUAUUCUUGAUACAGACUAUAAAAGGGAUCGCUCAAUGAGAAUCGACAGUUUCAUCUUCAAAGUGCCCUGCAUUUUUUACUUUAUCAAAACGUUUUAUUAUAAAUAUUUACUUGUAAAUCGAAAAGAUCAUUAGAUUCUGUAAGAUACAAUUUCUUCACUUUCUUCUGUCCAAUUCUAAUAUUUUAUUUUCCAUUCUCUUCAAUAGUUUCGUUGAGUGUUUUUAUGAACAAGAAAAAAGGAAAACUUGAAAUACUAUCAAAUAGUUGAGUCUUGAAAAAUUUUCUAUCUCCACUUUGCAAUUCAUUAUAUUGAGAAAAACUAUAAUUACAUCAUAUCAACAAUUGGUCAACUUUUUGUUAAUUUGAAUUUAUCACAAUUGAUGGAAAAUUAAAGCAAAAUUUAUCAAAAUAAGUUUGACUGCAACGUGUAAAUGGUUAAUUGUUAGAAUAAAGUUAAUGAGAACGUAUUUAGAAUAAAAUUUGAGGAUAAACUGAAAA